Molecule: messenger RNA, 9168 nt
Organism: Aedes albopictus (Asian tiger mosquito)
Lineage: Eukaryota; Metazoa; Arthropoda; Insecta; Diptera; Culicidae
Gene: wge
Product: protein winged eye
Exons: 15
Coding region: 1019-6865 (1948 amino acids)
Molecular function (GO): chromatin binding
Source: RefSeq, a predicted model, not a curated record
CCAAACUGCAACAGCAACGGCCAGCCAGCCGCAUAAUCAACAUUUUAUGGGCAAGCGUGUGCGGCAAAAGCCGAACCGGACCCGAACGGCGCACCGUGUGGAACCCGAAUCGAGUUCGUCGUCUUGUCGGCCGUCCGCUGCCAGCCAGUUGAUAUUCAGCUUUCGUUCGGUCGGGACGUUCUACGGGAAACAGGUUUUCCUCUCCGUGAGCGAUUUUUUCUUUUAAUUUUUGUGGAUUCUGUUACCCACCACCGUGCUACGACGACGACGACGGUUCUGGGCUCUUUCUCCGUGAACUCGUCGCGCGGGAUGAUUCUUCUUCUUCAUGUUGUUCUUCGUCGCGCUGUGAACGGCCGAAAAGAGAAAAACGAACAUCGGGACCCGGACCGGAGAACCAUUCAUCAGUUUUAGUGGUGGAAUACAAGGAUCUAGAGAGAGAGGGAGGGAAGUGCGGUGUUUUGUGCAAUCUCCUCUCCGGGAUCGAGUCAACUCGAAGAGUCCCUGUUUUGUAUUAUGUUCGGAAAGGUUUUUUUUUUCGCCAGUGCCUGAUAUAACAAAAGGAUUAAUGAAUUUCGCUCCGAGAACAGAGUCGUGAAUUCCGAUAACCAUUAAUCUCGUGCGCGAAGAAACGAUCGGAGGAGGCGGCGACGGGUCGCCCCGGGUAACGACGACCACUCUUCUACGGGUUUGAAAGUGGGCGAAUUCUCGGCCUGGAAUCGUUCAUGUGUGUGCCGCCGCUGCUGCUGAGCCAAGGAAAGUGAUUGUAGUUUUGGGCCGUUAAAAUGAAACGAAAGUUUACCUUGCCACGGCAGAAAUGUUUACCCCGCUGGCGAAAAGUGUGUGAAAGAAGAGUCCUAAAGUGAAAUACAGUGUGUGAGCUGUGGAAAAUUUCAUUAACAGUUUUGGAAUUCUACCGGAUAAGCAACGAAAUCGGAUUUCGGUGAGGGCAGAGAGAUUCAAGCAGGCACAUACAUACAUCAAUGCAAGGCGGAUAAAUGAAAGUGUGCCGUGCCAAGGCAUGUUGGGGCCCACCGCCAAUGGCCGUUUAAUGGGACCUGGAACCAUCGGUUCGUCCGGAUCGGCACACCAACGGAAUCUGUGGCCGUCGGCCGCUGCGGUAGCCACUAGCAGCAGCAGCAGCAAUCACCGUUCGUUCGAGUUUCAGACCAGCAAUGGCGAAGUGACGGAAUCGUUGUUUGCAGCAGGCGGGUAUAAUACACCCCCGGCUAGCUCGCCGUUUCUGUCCUGCUCCCCGUUGGAGCUGGUCGCCAAGAAUUUCCACAGCACCGGGGCAGCCGUCACCUUCAGUCAAGCCAAUAGCAGUAUAUUCGUGCAGUCACAGACGGACUUCAUCAAUGGAACCACGGCGGUUGCCAAAAAGACGGAGACCUGCAUCGGCAGGUGGGAGCACGGCACACUAGAGCCGCUGCAGAUACAAAUUAAACGUGAACCGUGCCAAGUGUCCGAAGUAACCACAUCGAACAACUUCGAGGCUAGCAGCAGUACGACAACGGCACUGACGGCCGUUGUCAAAUUGGAAGCCCCCUCGCCGAAGGCUGCCGUCCCCGUCAAUCUCGGAACCGCCAUGGACCACAUUGGAAUCACCAGCACGCAGAAUAACGCCGCGGCGGCUACGAUUCCGGUCGGCAUUGCCGUCGCCCGUCAGCGGUUGCAGGACUCGACCGGUGUCGGUGUCGGCGGUCCGCUGGGCUCGCAGCUCCACCAAGCCAAAGAACUGAACCGGUUCGGAAUCGCAGCUACCGGAUCUGCCGCUGAUCUAGGUUGCACCACGCCGAGCCUGAGCCAGAACAUGUUUUUCACCGGCACCAACUCCACCAUGAUACCCCUCUCGUCGGAGGCGGUCACGAUGGGCGUGACUAACGCUGCGGCAGCCGCCGCCGCUGCCGCCGUCCAGAAUGCCGUUAGGACACCGCCCGCCCUAUGGCAGUACCCCGGAUGCCAACAACAACCACCACAGCAGCAGUCGGUUCCACAGGUGACUUUGAUGGGUUCGGCUGCUCCUCACGGUGGUAGUUGUGCUUCGGGUUUGCCGGAGAAAAAAGUCGUUGGCUAUCUGGUACUGGACCGGAUUGUUCCGUCCCCAUCGGAGGACGAUCUGAUUGGAUCGACUUCGAUGAAGAAAGCCCCGGUCCCGAUGGAAUCGAUGCUACCGAUGCCGCCGAUGCCUCCGGUUGGAUUCCAGCUGGUUAGGGAUCCCAGCACCGGGCAAAUCCUGUUUCUUCCAACGACGACCACGAUAGAUAAAGUCUACAUUUCUUGUAUAGACCCAUUCCCGCAAACGGUGGUAUGGCCGUCGUAUCCCCAGUCAACGGCUGCCAUCCAGCCUCCGCAUCUGCUGUUGCCACAAAUUCCGCAACAGCAACUGCAACCUCCACCGCUGGCACCACUGCAGAUGCUCAGCUCCGAUUAUCUGGCAACCGCCAGUAGUACAACCUUACACCAGCAACAGCAUACCCAAACGCAUCACAGUACAAGAUACGUUGCCCUAACCUCGGACGGCAACAAACGAACUAGUAGCAACAAAUCGACGGCCAGCAACAUGUCCAUGCCAUGUCAGCCGACCAUCCCAAUGCCGAUACCAUCGCACACCUUUAUCAAAAUUGAAGACUGUAGUGGCUCGGCCGCAUCUAGUUGUAACAAUUCCACCCAAAUCUUCCAUGAGCAGGAGAAAACCAUCCAAACUGCAACGAUCGCAACUUCUCCCGACAUUGCCCCUCAGUUAUUGUUCCAGCAGGGCAAUCUCAUCCAGAUUACUCCCUCCGCCAAGACUACGACAACCUUACUGGAGCCUCCUGCGAUCAUGCCUGCGAUAGAAACAGCCGUCCCCAACCCAAUGACUCCUCCUCCUUCCACAGUGUCCGCUUCGAUAGCUCCGAGUCCUCAUCAACCAGAACUUCCGGCUGCCACCUGUCUAACUCCUCCGCCAGAUCAAUCCAUUUGCCAACCCGAAGACGCCGAAGUAGCGUCCUUGAACUGUGCAGCUCCGGAAGUUCAAGAUGCAAACAUCCAAACGGACACUCCCAUCAUGAGCGAGGACGACAAUACUGUUGAAACUGACGAAGUUCCGCAUCAACAGGACGCCUCUACGCUUACUCUGCCGACGAACCCGUCGGACGAGGCUCCUUUCCCCGAAACAUUCGUCCCUCAACCUACCGUCGUACCAACCGAAAUGCUGUGCCAUAGCAUCAUCAAUAACAGCGGAGACUCCGCCAUCGAACCGGACAUGUCCACACACUCUUCGUCCGGCACUAGCCUAAACCUUAGCAAUACCAGUAGUACAAACUGUGAUCAAACGGAAAUGGAGCCAGCAGAUAGCGUCAACACUUCUGCCGUCUCCACCGUACUCCCCGAGACUCAACCACUCACCGUUAAUGCCAACUGCGGUCUACGGAUACCGAAGCUCGAAAUGCUCUCCCCUGUGGAACCUCCCAUGCCCCCAGAACCGGAAGAAUACCAUCCCGAUCCCAACGGCCCCAGUCAACAAGAGCAUCCCGUUGACCUUAGCGGACUCGAACUACUCUCGCGAAGCAUAGAAGUCUUCCAGAAGAAAGCGUCCAUGAUCAAGAAAGAACCCAUCUCCCCGCAGCUUCCACCGGAACCUCCACAGCUCCUCCCCCUAGCUCCCCCCUUAAUCCCGACCCUUCCGGAACCCGAGCCACAACCUCUGGUCCCACAACUGCCAGAACCUCCACACCCCGUCGUCAUCCCCGCACCAGUGACAGAUGCCUUCAUCCGAAACGACGAACCCAUGGUUGGCUUGAACCUGCUGUGCGCCCUAGCCGAGCAGCGCUUCCAGGAGGAAGGCAUGUUCAAAAAAGACUCCCCUGCCGCCACCACCACCACCAACUUCUCCCCGUCCAUGUCCCCGGCAAAUGAAAAACGUGACCAAUCGGCCGAGUCCUCGUCUCCAUCGCAGGCCCCGCUGGCGGCGGCCAGUCCGGAGAUCCCGUCGCGAAAGCGGAAGCACAAACAUUCCAAAGACUCGCGUAAAUCCAGCAAAAAGUCCAAGCACGACAAGGAACAGCGGCGAGAUCGCAAACGGAAGCACAGCUCCGAUGCGGCGAACGAAGACGACGAAAUCGAUGGGGAACUGAAGCAGAGCUUCUCGCGGAUCAAGGCCAAGCUGGAGAAGUGUAGCUGCAAGGAUGCGGAUGAAAAGGAUCAUCGGUGUAGCGGAAAGACUACGUGGCCUUCGUCGGCGACCGAACUGUUUAGCGUGAUCGAGAGCGACAUGAAGGAGAGGCUAGUGAACAUUACGAGGCAAUGCGAGGAGAAGAAACGGGAGCUAGAGCAAAUGAAUUCGACGUCAGUUGCCAAGGUGAAACCACUGACAGCGAUGGUUCGGAUACCGGACAUAGGAAAGUCGUACUUUGGAGGGUUCAACCCCAGCACCAGUGGACUGAUGAACGGAAGUUCUGGCAGUGGAACUGCAAGCAAUGGCGUACCAGCGCCUACACUGUUGGCGCCAAAGCUAAGUACAAUUCCGGCCCUUUCGCCGAAUUUCUCAUCCUCAUCCAACUCGACAACCUUCGUCGAGUUGCCGAAGCUCAGUUCGGACACCGAUUCUAGCAAAUUGGAAGAUGUGGAUUCGUGUUCCAUCGAGAGGCUAUCAUUCUCAAAGCGGAAGGGAGGAAUCCCGAAGAAGCAUGACGACAUCGCCCUGACGGAGACGAUCGUCGCAAAGAAACCCAAGAGUUUAGUUGGCUACAUCCUAGCGUCGAAGAACCGCACAGGAGACAGUAAUGUCAAGGAGUCUGGUCAUCACAAAUCGUCUCAUCAUCACCAUCACCACCACCAUCACCGGCAAAGUUCGACAGCUGGAACCGCUACAAGCAGUAAGGGACAACAACCGAGCGAAGUCAAGCAGAAGAAGUCCCCCAUCCAUUCGUCCAAGUUCGAGAGUACGACAAGCGACGAUACGAGCAACUUAUCCGACAGCUCAACCAAAGCACAGGUAAAGAUCAAGUCGCCUGCCUUCAGCUUUGAAGAUGAAAACAGCAAGCCAUCCGAUGCGGCCUUCUCGAUCUUCGGCGGUAAACCAUCGAUUUUCGACAAGGUCAAGACAUCGCCGAUGAACGCACUGAAGCUGUCUCCGGUGCAAGCGGUAGUCACCCCGCUGAAGCACCACCACUCCAAGCACAAGAAAUCGCGCAGCAAGGAGCGCAAACGGCGAAGCUCCGAGAAGAAGCGGAUCGACCAGAAGUGUCUGCUUACGAGCGACUGCCUGAACCAGAACAAGACCCGGGUGUUGACCGCCAUGGGAGGCCUGUUCUACGCUGGAUGCUUGAGCGCAGUUCAGCCACCGGAUAUCUACGCCGUAACGCUUGAUGGCGAACGUGGCAAUAGGCCGCACAUCAUGUCCCGGGAGGAAGUGCUUCGUGACGCGAUUCUGGAGGUAGCGCCCAAAUCGGUGGAUGAGAUCAUUCCAGGAACCCGGCUAUGUGCGUACUGGAGUCAGCAGUAUCGGUGUCUGUACCCGGGAGUGGCCGCUGAGCCAACGUCCCCUGACCCAGAGAAGCGUUACGUCAACGUGGAGUUCGACGACGGAGACAGUGGAAGGAUCGCUCUGGAGGACAUUCGAUUCCUGCUCAGUGAUUACCCGAUAGUCGAAUACGAUCCAAAUCCUCUUCUAUCGCUAGGCAAGAGAAAGCGCCAGCCAAGUGUUUCGGAAGUGGGUACCGCGGGUACGACCACGGCCGGAACGACGGCUAGUGCUCCAUUGGCAGCCACCGCCACCACCAGUAGUACAACGACGAUAACCACGACCAACUGCUUCGCGGUGGUCAGUGAUCGAACGGACAAGCGAGUUCACGAUGACGCUUACCGAGAAGAACGCCGAAGGUUGAAGAAGAUCCGUAAGGACAAGCUUCGCCGGCUAGCGGCGAACAAUGCCGAGCUAGCGUCGGCACACAAGCACAAGAAGAAAUCUAAGUGCUACGACGAAUACUGCAAACAUCGGAAGCACAAGAAGCGGAGAAAGCACAAGAAGCAUCACCGGGAGCACGAUGUUCCGUCUUCGCCGGAUCAGGCUGCGGCCGGUUCAAUGGACGAUGACAUAUCGCACGAGGACAGCGCAUCGCAAACGGCAGGACCGUUCAGUCCGGCAUCGGUAGCGGACGUGCCCGUAUCGGAGGACAAGGCCGAAGAAAAGGAGCUGUUUAACCCCAGCUUGAAGGAGGAUACGAUGACCGAAAACGAGGAAGCGAGCUCGUCGAUUACGGAAAGCUCCGGAUCGUACUAUCAACCGAAGAAGUCGGCGGCAUCGGAAAAGUCCGACAAGCGGCAGUCGACGGAGAACAAUAGCAAAAUUGCGGCGUUCUUGCCAGCGCGGCAACUGUGGGCUUGGUGCGGCAAAGGCUACCGGCGAUCGACCGGCCGCGUCAAGAAGCAGUUCUACAAGUCGAUCCAGCGCGGCAAGGAAACGAUUUCGGUCGGUGACAGUGCCGUAUUCCUGUCCACCGGUCGCCCCGACCGGCCCUACAUCGGUCACAUCGAGUCCAUGUGGGAAACCUCCACCAACAACAUGGUGGUCCGCGUCAAAUGGUUCUACCAUCCGGAAGAAACCGAAGGAUGUCCCAAUCUGAAAUAUCCGGGUGCCCUCUUCCAGUCGCCGCACGAGGAUGAAAACGACGUCCAGACGAUUUCGCACAAGUGCGAAGUGCUGGCCCUCAGGGAGUACACGGCCAAGUUCGGUGCGGAUCCGAAGCAGUACAGUGCCAUCUACGACAACAACGAUACGUACUACCUUGCCGGGUACUACGACCCCACGGUGAUGACCAUCAAGAUGCAGCCGGAUAUCGAAAUCCUGCCGGGCGAGGAGAAGUGGGUCAAAACGGAUAAUUAGAAGUUAUCGAUGAGCGUUAGGAGCACGGUGUGCAAUGUUAAAGGUACUCCCUCGUGAGACAGCAAUACUACUUAUGGGGAUGGGAGGUUGUCGGCAGUGCCGAUUACAAAGUUAUUGAGUGUAAAUAUUUGCAAAAAGACUAUACUGAACAGUUGUUGUAACUUAUUUCAAAGACUUGGAAUCGUUAGCAUUAGACGUAGGCGCAGAAUACGAUCCGGUAAAGCCGGACAGCUAAAUGUGAACUAGUGUCACUUUAUGAAAGUGUUUUAGCAUUAGAGUGUACAGCUUAAAUCUUUGAGAUUCUUCUUAGACUUGUAAAUUGCUGUAAAUAAGUUUGAACUACGAUUAAAUAUUGAUGUUAGUAUACUCUUUAAAACAAAAACUGAAAUACGAUAUCAGUAGCAGUAAGCAGAAAAUAUAUUUUUCUACGUGGAGAGAUUUUUAUGCUUAUCGUGGAUAUAUAUCUAGCGAGUCUGUGGAAUUCAAAAGAGAGCUUUUCGGAACGAAAUUUGAAAUACCUCUGCUAUACAUUGCAUCAGCGAACAAAAACAAACAAACAUUUUGGAGUGAUAUUAGAACAACAAAAUUUAAGCUAAAGGAAAUAUCUUAAACAUGUCUAGAGAGUAUUGUCCAAAUCUGUAGACAACUAAUAUUUUCGGUUGUGUUUGAAUGUACAGCAGGGGUGCCAACCAAAUUCAAAAUUCAACAUUUUUGACAGAUAGAAUGGUUGCCAUAUAUGCAACAUCGAGUAAUUCUCGUUUAUAUCAGAUAUCUUUUUAUGCAUUGUCUUUGAGCUCAAAUUCGUUAUGCUUCCAACCUGCCGGUUCCGUAAUCGACAACAUCUUAGCACCGCUAGCGAAAAUCAACCAAAUUUGGCGGUCUUUCGGACACGUUUUUGGUCUCAUCCACCGAAAUUCAGUUCAACUGGACUUGUCCGAGUCUUGCAGUGUCUUCUAUCGAAACUCGAUGGUCGCCAUGUCCUAUUUGUCGACUUCAAUCCAAUCCAACCUUACGGUCAUCACAACGCGCUUUCAGUUCAUUCAACCAACAGCUCAUUCCGACUCGGUCAUCGCGACGCUUUUUUUUACAAGCAGUUAAACACGUCUUGCCGUCACUUACUAGGUCGCAUAUAUCGAAAGUCCACAUCUGCAAUGUUUGAUGGUCGUUCCGACCCACUUUGAUGUCAUCAAUCGAAAUCCAGCUUACUUCGACGGUCAUCACAACGCGUGUAUCAACCAAUUCCAUUUGUAUAUCCCAUCCAUUCUGAAGCAUUUGAAUCCAAAGACAAAAUGUAGACGGCAGUCUGAUUUUAGCGAGAGCAACUCAAUCACAAAUAGAAGCCUACUUACUUAAAUGAAGUCCUUUCAACUUGAUCUCUUAAAGCAAACAUUAAUUGGUACAAUGAAAUCCGUUUUAAGCAAAUACUCUAGUAUUAAUAAUGACAAUUGUUGACGAAUCUACAUCUACUUAAGCAGGAUAGAGAAACAAUCGGCACUACACUCAAUAGCAUGGGCUAAUUUAUUCAAAGUAGAAACUAAACCAAGCAAAAACGAACCAUAGUGGAAGGCAAUACAAAAAAAAUGCUCUCAAAUAGGAGCUUGUAACAUUUUAGAAGUCUGCAUAUGCAAAACAAUUAUGAGUUGACGAAAUGCGACAAACGAGAAACCCAGUGGCAAACAAGUAGAUACAGUUCCCUUCGUUGUUUCUGUUAGAUCGAUGUAAAUAUAUUAGAUUACCGCAAAAUUCGAUGCAACUUAUCAAGAGAUCCACAUUUAUCCCUGAAAGUUUCAGUAAAACCCUGACGAGCUUCAAAAUGCUACACUACAAGUUUAGCUCCACACACACACACACACAUACCAACAUAAGGAGAAAUAAAAAUGUUACGGUUGAGUUAAAACACAUGUUCUAGCGCUAAGUUAAGUGAAACACACACACACACUAAUUUAUACAAAUUGAUGAAUUUUCUUCGACGCUGCUGAAACGAUUACUCUAUUAUUAACUAUUAUGUAUUAGCAUCCUAAUUAAAUGUGUAAUAUUAUUAGCUGUGUAAUAGGACCUAUCCGCAAGCAAAAAAUUGGAAUAUCGGAAAUCAAAAAAUUGAAAUUUGUAUGUGUGAUGAGCGAGGGAAGGAGAGGGCGGAAUGAUAGAGUGAGAAAACGCGAGAAUAUAGCAUUUACAAGCGAUACGUGAGAAGGUAUUGAAUGACGGAGAAGUGGAACGAACGCUUAGUUUUAGGUGGUAUGAUUUAUCCCGUGAAUGUAUGUGUAACGUAACAGUAAUAAAAAUCAUUCUUGAAAUUGGAA